Molecule: messenger RNA, 9525 nt
Organism: Ochotona curzoniae (black-lipped pika)
Lineage: Eukaryota; Metazoa; Chordata; Mammalia; Lagomorpha; Ochotonidae
Gene: DGKH
Product: diacylglycerol kinase eta
Exons: 30
Coding region: 1-3663 (1220 amino acids)
Biological process (GO): diacylglycerol metabolic process; lipid phosphorylation; intracellular signal transduction
Molecular function (GO): ATP-dependent diacylglycerol kinase activity; protein binding
Source: RefSeq, a predicted model, not a curated record
AUGGCCGGGGCUGGCGGCCAGCACCACCCUCCGGGCGCCGCGGGAGGAGCAGCGGCUGUGGCCAGCACCGCGGCUACUCCGGCCCCUGCGGCGGCGGGCCCGGGAGAAGACUCGUCCGACAGCGAAGCGGAGCAGGAAGGACCCCAGAAACUGAUCCGCAAAGUGUCCACCUCGGGGCAGAUCCGGACCAAGACCAGUAUCAAAGAGGGACAACUACUGAAGCAAACCAGUUCUUUCCAAAGGUGGAAAAAGCGAUAUUUCAAACUUCGAGGCCGUACACUUUAUUAUGCAAAGGAUUCAAAGUCUCUCAUAUUUGAUGAAGUUGACCUCUCCGAUGCCAGCGUAGCUGAAGCAAGCACAAAAAAUGCCAACAACAGCUUCACGAUAAUCACUCCAUUUCGAAGGCUGAUGCUUUGCGCUGAGAACAGAAAGGAGAUGGAGGACUGGAUUAGCUCCCUGAAGUCUGUACAGACCAGAGAGUCCUACGAGGUGGCCCAGUUUAAUGUGGAACAUUUCUCAGGGAUGCAUAACUGGUACGCCUGCUCCCACGCCCGCCCCACCUUCUGUAACGUGUGCAGAGAAAGUCUUUCUGGAGUCACCUCCCACGGCCUGUCCUGUGAAGUGUGUAAAUUCAAGGCUCACAAAAGAUGUGCCGUAAGGGCUAUAAAUAACUGUAAAUGGACCACGCUGGCCUCCGUUGGGAAGGACAUCAUCGAGGACGAGGACGGAAUCGCCAUGCCUCACCAGUGGCUGGAAGGCAAUUUGCCCGUGAGCGCCAAGUGUGCUGUCUGCGACAAGACGUGUGGCAGCGUGCUGCGUCUUCAGGACUGGCGAUGUCUUUGGUGUAAAGCAAUGGUACACACUGCCUGCAGAGAGUCCUACCACCUUGUAUGUCCUCUUGGCCAGUGUAAGGUUUCUAUCAUACCUCCAAUUGCACUAAACAGCACUGAUUCUGAUGGUUUCUGUAGAGCGACGUUUUCAUUCUGUGUUAGUCCUCUCUUGGUUUUUGUCAAUUCUAAGAGUGGAGAUAAUCAGGGAGUAAAGUUCCUUCGUCGUUUUAAACAGUUGCUAAAUCCGGCUCAAGUGUUUGAUUUGAUGAAUGGAGGUCCUCAUUUGGGCUUGAGGUUAUUUCAAAAGUUUGACAAUUUCCGGAUUCUCGUAUGUGGAGGAGAUGGAAGUGUAGGUUGGGUUUUGUCAGAAAUUGAUAAGCUCAACCUGAAUAAGCAGUGUCAGCUGGGAGUGUUGCCCUUGGGCACAGGAAAUGACCUGGCUCGAGUGCUUGGCUGGGGAGCUUCAUAUGACGAUGACACCCAACUUCCUCAGAUCCUGGAGAAGCUGGAACGAGCCAGCACAAAAAUGUUGGACAGAUGGAGUAUAAUGACGUAUGAACUCAAGUUGCCACCAAAGGCUUCUCUGCUUCCAGGACCUCCAGAGACGUCUGAAGUGCUCUAUAUGACAAUUUAUGAAGACUCAGUUACAAAUCAUCUUACGAAGAUUGUCAAUGCUGGCGAACAUGCAGUGGUCAUAGCAUCUACCAAGGUACUCUGUGAAACCAUAAGGGAUUUCAUAGCCAAAAUAGAGAAAGCCUGUGACAGGUCCUUGGAAAAUACUGUGGAGACCGAUACGCUGGCGAGCAAAUGUUCAUUGCUGAAAGAGAAGCUGGAAGAACUGCUGCAGGCCUUGCACACAGACUUCCAAGAGGCCCCAGCCUACCCGGAUGUCAGCCCAGUCAUCGUGGAGGAGGAUGCUGUGGAAUCUUCAAGUGAAGAGUCCUUGUGGGAAAGCAAAGAACAGCUUGUGGAUAACAUCACAAAACCUUGCUCCCCCAAAUCUGGCAAACACAGGGAGAUAAUGCUGCGGGCGAACAGUUUAAAGAAAGCAGUGAGGCAAGUCAUUGAAGAAGCUGGAAAAGUUAUCGACGAGCAGACGCUUCAGUCCUGUGAAGUAGUUAACCAGUCAUCUGAUUACGACAGUACAGAAACAGAUGAAUCUAAAGAAGAGCUGAGAGAUUAUGACACAAAAGAGUUUUUAACUGGUAAGACUCUGUGUCGGUCCCCAGAUUCCCGGACAAGUCGUGGCCCUUCCCAACCUGAUUGUGUCCCUGCUCCAGCGGUGGCAGCCAGCAAAGAAAACCUCCCUGUCCUCAACACCCGGAUCAUCUGCCCAGGUUUAAGAGCAGGACUAGCUGCCUCAAUUGCCGGGAGUUCUAUCAUCAACAAAAUGUUACUAGCAAAUGUUGAUCCUUUUGGUGCCACACCAUUUAUUGACCCGGAUCUGGAUUCCCUAGAUGGAUAUACAGAAAAAUGUGUCAUGAACAAUUACUUUGGGAUUGGAUUAGAUGCCAAAAUCUCAUUAGAAUUUAACAAUAAGAGAGAAGAGCACCCGGAAAAAUGCAGGAGCCGAACCAAAAACUUGAUGUGGUAUGGAGUCCUUGGAACCCGGGAGUUGUUACAGAGAUCAUACAAGAACUUAGAACAAAGGGUUCAACUUGAAUGCGAUGGGCAGUACAUCCCCCUCCCCAGUCUACAAGGCAUAGCAGUGUUGAACAUCCCUAGCUAUGCCGGAGGUACCAACUUCUGGGGUGGCACCAAAGAGGACGAUAUAUUUGCUGCACCAUCCUUUGACGACAAGAUCCUGGAAGUCGUUGCGAUAUUUGAUAGCAUGCAAAUGGCGGUCUCGAGGGUCAUCAAACUGCAGCAUCAUCGAAUAGCCCAGUGUCGUACUGUGAAGAUCACUAUAUUUGGUGAUGAGGGAGUCCCCGUACAGGUGGAUGGAGAAGCCUGGGUCCAGCCUCCAGGGAUUAUCAAAAUUGUGCACAAAAACAGAGCUCAGAUGCUAACCAGAGACCGAGCAUUUGAAAACACCCUAAAGUCUUGGGAAGACAAACAGAAGUGUGAUUCUGGUAAACCAGUUCUCCGAACCCAUCUGUACCUCCAGCAUGCUAUUGACUUGGCAACGGAAGAGGUGUCGCAGAUGCAGCUGUGCUCCCAGGCAGCAGAGGAGCUCAUUACUAGGAUAUGUGAUGCAGCCACAAUUCACUGUCUUUUGGAGCAAGAACUGGCCCACGCCGUCAAUGCGUGCUCACAUGCGCUGAACAAAGCCAACCCACGGUGCCCGGAGAGUCUUACCAGAGACACCGCUACUGAAAUAGCCAUCAAUGUGAAGGCACUGUAUAAUGAAACAGAAUCUUUGCUAGUUGGCAGAGUUCCUCUGCAGUUGGAGUCUCCCCACGAAGAGAGGGUGUCCAGUGCCUUGCACUCUGUGGAGGUGGAGUUACAGAAACUGACUGAGAUCCCCUGGCUUUAUUAUAUAUUGCACCCAAAUGAGGAUGAGGAGCCCCCUAUGGAUUGCACCAAAAGGAACAGCAGAAGCACCGUGUUUCGGAUAGUGCCGAAAUUUAAGAAGGACAAGGUUCCGAAGCAGAAGGCCAGUUCCCAGCCUGUUCAGAAAUGGGGCACAGAGGAAGUUGCUGCUUGGCUGGAUCUGCUCAAUUUGGGAGAGUACAAAGAAAUCUUCAUCCGCCAUGACAUCAGAGGGGCUGAACUUUUGCAACUGGAGAGGCGAGAUCUUAAGGACCUGGGGAUACCGAAAGUGGGUCAUAUGAAGCGAAUUCUCCAGGGAAUUAAAGAGCUUGGCAAGAGCGUGCCUCAGUCUGAAGUGUAAUCAUUUUGGUGCUAUUCCUUGGAAGUGAAGUCCUUGCUACACAAUACAAAGUGCAUGGAAGCCGUCGGCUGGUCUCAUAGUUCCCGCAGUUGAUGAGGCAGCACCACUGAAGCAGCUCCAGGGCUUGCUGUUCUCCUGUGGGUAAAAGAUUUUGAUUUGAGGUAUUAGAAAAUAUUUUUGUGCCAAAGCCUACAUUCCACAAAGCCUGUUUGCUCAUUGUGCAAACCUGACAUGUUCACAUAUACUUACUAUAGUGAAAAGAGUAGGAAGAAUCUGAGAAGAUUGUGUUAUCUGAUAAGUGGAAUGAAAUGUUUACUUUCCUCAAAUCUGGUCUGAUAAAAUGUUCUGAUUGUUCAGCUGUGUAACAAUAUGCGGCUAAAACUUCUUGGGUCUCGUUGGAGGCAUUGGCCUCUUCCUUAAAAUCAGGGCUGAGGAGGCGAGAUGAGAAUGAAGUUGAGUUUUAAGUGUUGGAUCGGUGUCACCUUAGUUGGGUUUCCUAGCAUUCCGUGGUCAGAGUGUGGUUAAAACCAUCUCAUACCAUGAUGAAUGCAAAUGUUAAUGCACGAUGUGUCCACCUGAAUUGCCCUUCCUUUUCCUGCAUGUCACAUCUAAUAACACUAUGAUAGCUCUUAUGUCAGCUUCAGUGGAAUCUAAUUUAUUGCUACCCAAGAACCUUUUAGUUGGCUAAGGGCACUGCACUUUUGUGUUUUUUCAUGUGGAAUUUUGCAUAAAUAUUCUAUACCUGAGAUUUUGUGAACCUGUUUCUGUGCUGUAACCAACAAAUGACACAUAUUUUACGCAAGUCACUUGAACUUCAGCCAGUCAUAAACAGCAGACAUGCACAUUAAGAAAACUCCCUGAGUGUGUUUAUAAAAUCACUUGCUUCAUUGCCUAACAAAACUUACUGCCACUUUACAAACCAAAAAAUUCUUAUAUUUGUGUUCCCAUUUUUCCCUUUCACCCUUGUAAUUAUCACGUAUUCUGUUUGAAUUUUUAAUAUAAUAGACUGUUCACAUCCAGGAAUCCUCCAAGGUUUCAACUGCAAUUUGCACAUUGGUUGGUUACCUAACCUUACCCACUUGCUACAGUGACUUCUGACAUAAACUCCCCAACAGACAAUGUUUGUUUUUUUCUUAAGGGCUUCACACUGUUAUCACUGUCUCACUUAAGUCUUAUACCCCAUUUGGUAGAUGCACUUUUCCUUUGUAUAAAUUACUGUAUGUCAAGGUAGCUCAUCAGAAUUCAACUUUACAAUGAUUAAAUUUUGGAAAGCCAAAGGCAAAUGCAUCAGUCAGUCACAAAAAAUCCUCAGAUUGGCUCUCGUUAGCCAUUAUGUACCAAAAAUGGAUUGUAAUAUUUUAAAUGCUCUAUAUAAUAGAACUAAACAGGGUACUGACCCAGUGGUGACAAUUUUAUAUCACAUAGCCAGAUAGGUGCUUGGUAGAUAAAUGUGUACACACACAUAACUCUAUACACAUAUGUGUAUAUACACAUGCAUACACUUAUGUUUAUAUGUAUAUACACGUAUACAUACAUAUGAUCUUGAUAGUUUCAUUGGUAUUUUCUAUAUGAUUAUUUUCCCGAUGUCUAAACAGAAAUAUUAUAGGAGAGUAUUUAAAAUAAGCUUGUCAGACACAUGUAGCUUAAUUAUCUCAAAAGAAUUGAACUGUUUGAUACUUUAUUCUUAUUUAUAACCUGGGUAUUUAUUUACUAUUAAACUAAAAAAAAAUUGAAUAUCUUAAGAAUAAAUGAAUCUGGUGGGUUUCUGGCUCAAUAGGGUGUAUUUUACUUAGACUUGUGGAUAAGUGGAAAAUUUUCAAAAAGUUUAAGGAACGAUGUUAGUUUUACCCACAUUUCUUCAAAGAUACCCUUUCCCAGUUCCUUCUGUUUUUUCCCAUCUACACAGUUUCCUAUUCCUGUAAGUGCAUGUCUGUGGUGGCCAAAUAGCAGGUGCCAGAUUCCCAGAGCACUGUUGAGUUCAUGAUCCCUAUCCAGCUCUGCCAAAAAAAAGAACAGAUGAACAGGGACCCUAGAAUAAGCAAUGUUCUUAACCAAUGUGUUCUUACUGCAGUACUCCUUUGUAAUAGACAAGACUCUUAAACCACCACAUCUUUGAAAUUUAAGACAAUGGUGUAAAUACUUGAAUUAUUUUUGAUGUUUGACAGUCUUUUCCAUCUUAGCUAAUGCCUUUUCUGUAUGGUGUAAAAUCUUAUGAGAAUCUUGAAUUCGAGUUUCCUUACAAAUAACUCUUGGAUGAGAGACGUCUUCUACCAUGGACCGUUGGAGUGUUUUGUUGUGGUUGUUCAAUGAGGGCACUUCUCCCUGGCAGCCUUGUCGGUGAUUUGCACUGAAUCUUCUUUGCCACAGUGACACCCUUAGACCCUUAGCUUCUCAUCACAGAUAGAGGUUACCAAGAAAAAGAAAGAAAAAGAAACCAGCAGGGUCCCCAGCACAGCCCCAGGGCUGCUGUAGUCUGUGAGAAGCCGAGGUGAUGGGCUGUCUGCACCCGUCAGCUGUCACUGAUCGGACAUCAUCACCCAAAAAUCUGCUUUCUUCUCAUUUCAUGUUUAGUAGGAGCUUUUGCUUUUCAAGAAGGAAAGGGCUAGGCUGAGGCCAGAGUACUAGACGUUUUUCUUCUGCAUCUGCAUUCCUUUCUGAUUUCCCUGCAUGUCAAUAUGACGGUGGUGACUCAGAGUCUCGCUGCCAUCUACUGUCGGUUCCCCUCCUGAUUGGGUGCCUCGCUGUAAAAUGACGCCUUUCAUCUCGCCCUUCUUGAAGUAUACAUUCUGGGUCACUUAGCUAAGCAGCAGGAAGAAACAGUGUAAAGAAAAGAGUUUUAUAAUUUGCAUUUUGGAAGAUGAUAUUUGUUCAAUAAGCUAAUAUAUUAGUGCGCGAGGUGAUCUGGACACUGCCGUAUACAUGCUUGUGGCUAAGGAAACAUGGCCUUUGUGCUAUUCACUAGCUACCUGUGGCUAUUUAAACUUUAGGCUCUUUUCAUUAGAGGUUCUGUUUCUGAAUUGCAGUAUCCACCUUUCAAGGACUGAGUAAAACAGGAGUGGACAGUACAGAUGUAGCACUCCAACAUUGUGAAAAUUCUAUUGAACAACACUGGAAUAUGUCAAUGUUGCUCCAAGUGUGUACUCUUUGCACCAAGCUUAUUACAGAAAUACAGAGUUUCAGGUCCACUUCAGACCUACUGAAUCCAAAUCUUCCUUGUCACAAGAUGCCUCAGAAGAUUAGCAUUGGCUUACAUCCGUUGUUAUCCCUCUUGGAUGCUAAGAAUCUGAGUUUUCAAGAGUGACCCAGAAUAGUGUGUUCCUUCACGCAGUAUUCCCGGAUAUUGUCUGGCUAAUCCCAGAAAUGAGCUGAAACCCACCAAUACAUCUUGGAGAGUUUCUUCUCAGUCCUUAUUCCUGAAUCUGGUUCUAGUUGUAUUUUGUAGCUAAAUGGAACUCAGGAGCUUGGCCAACCCCACAGGGGCCUCUCUGCACCCUCACUUUACAACUAAGUCAUUAACAGGCCACAUUUGCUAAGUUGGUUGCUCAUGUGGCAUACUCAUUUUUGCACAACCUAAGUCACAAGGAAUAUUUCAGAAGAACGUUUACUGAGAUAAGUAAAGAUCAGGCCAGUCUCUUACAAGUUGUUCAGUGGAUUAUCCUGCUGACAUAGCUCAGACUUGAAGACACAUGACAGCACAAACACAUUCAGUGAACCACUACAUAUGCAAAAAAAGAGGAAAGAAUCAAACUACUUCAAGUAAAAUAAAUAUGGUAGUUAAAGCAAAGAAGGUUUAUUUUGUCAGAUUUAGGUCUGCUUUUCUUAUGUGAGCUUGAUCUUUUGCAUGAUUAAUAAUUCAUCAUAUUCUUGACCCAAAAAAGUUAGAGAUUAUCUAAUUCUGAAAGUUUUUUUCCCCCAGUGAUUUGUCACUUAAUUUUUACAUUUACUGAAAGUAAAUGAACUAGAGAAACUUUAUCUCGUUCUUUAUGAAUAAAGAGGGCACACUUUAUUCUUCCCAGAAGUUAUCAUUAGGGAUUCCCUGUGUUUAUCACUUCAAAAGUACACUAUAAUUUCUCUGCCGGGGCAGACAACAUGGUGCAGCCUCAUGUUCUGUGGUUAUGACUUCCUCAAGAACAGUUGCUAAGGAGGCUGGGAAGCCAGUACACCUCUUGGGCUUGUCAUCCUGCAUCUCCUCUGUCCCCGUCUCCCUCACUGCGAUGCCCUCGUCCUACGUGUUGUAGCACUAAGUUGGGUGAUGUGAUGGUUCUGAAGUUUGAUAAUGCAAGGGGCAAUUUUCAAGCCACAGAUUCUUCAGCUGAAUGAAAGCUAAGUUGUGAAAAUUCCUCAAAUAGUAACUGUUGGCCAGGGAAUCGUUUCCCAUGGCAGUUCCCACCAUGUGAGGCUGCCAGGCUUUUUGCUGGCCUCUCUCUGGGGCCUGGGAUUUGGGUGUCUGCCCUGGUGGCCCCCAGCCAGUGCCACAGUCUUGGUGUGUAUUCAGUAAACUGAUGCUUUUGCGGUGGGAAGUGAUCCUUAGCUUAUAACCAACAAAGGGAUGAUUAUUGGUUUCCAGAAUAUGCGAAGCAGUUUUUAAAUCCUUCUUAAUGUUUUCUGUUUAUAACUUUUCCCAAACUUUGUUUAGGACAUUUAUGUUUAAAGAAAAAUGCUGCAUGGGUUUAUCACAAAGAACAGAGAGAUCAAAGGCAGCUGGACUGUACUUAUUUGUAUAAUGCUUUUUAUUAUUUUCAGGAAAAGGUUAAUGGAAUAACAUUUAGUUCAGUAACAAUUUUUAAGAUAAACCCCAUAUGAUAUAACUAAAUAUAUUAAUUUUUGUGUAACUAAGAUAUUCUGUCAACAUUAUUUAUUUACUCUCUUCAUUUUUUAUGUACUUCCAAGUUUUAAUUGGAAAAUUAAAAGCCAACCAUUAACAUGUUAUAAAAACUCCACAUAUAUGAGUCAUUUUAGCUUCACAUUAUUUAUUCUAUACAAAUUUAUAGUCUGGGUGUUUCAUAGAAACUGUAUUCCAAGAAUCACUUUAUAGAUGCAUUUAAAUAAAAGAGUUUUCUACCCAGUUGAUAAUGCUAUAAAAGUAGAAAACUGUAGUUAGAUAUAUAAGCUAAAAUGGAAAAAAAAAAUCUCUCAGUGGCCCUUGCUGUUUGAUUGCACUUUGGUUUUCCCAGCAUAGCGGUGUGAGUUUCUGCGUUUUCAGUAUUAAGCUGGUAGACAGCUACUGAUCACUUACAGUUCUGGCAACUGGUAACUAGUGCUGUGAAAGCUUUGGUAUUGUAACAUUCCCUGUUUUGUGAGUUAUAUAUUGUAUAUUAAGAUGAUUAGUAAAUUGGAGUAAUAUAUUUAUCUAGAGUUGGGGAAAUAUGAUAAUUAUUUUGAAAUCUUCAAGUAUCGGACUGUUUUUCUUCUUAAGUGAGAUAAAAGGCUCACUUUAUGUUAAACUAUUUAUACAAAGGCUAUCUCCUUUUACUGGUGUUAUUAAUUUUCAUAUUAAAACUUUUUCUUAUCUUUUUAUACUGAGGUAAUUAUCAUACUGGUUGUUCAAACUGCCAAGGUAUAUCUUAGUUUGUAGGAUUCUUGGCAGGCAAUAUGUUUAAUUAGAAGUAAAUGUAAGCUUUGUGUAUUUUGUGGCUUUAGGGGCAAGAAUCUUCGAAUCUCUCUAUGUGAGGCAGUGCUGUUACCAGCCAAGUCAACAAUAUGCAGUAUUAUCUGUAAUCAUUAGAAGGUUUGCACAAGUUGUAUAAAUCAGCGCAUUUAUUUAUUGUGUUGUCAGGUUUCAUCUUUGUACAGAAUUCAUAUUCUAGCUCGUUUCCUUUCUACUGCUGUUGCUUAGUGGGUAAUAGCUCUGUUAAUGAUGUG